Fusarium proliferatum ET1 is the source of this 1440-nucleotide messenger RNA. Its product is annotated as putative cytosine deaminase and related metal-dependent hydrolases. Bases 1 to 1440 code for a protein of 479 amino acids. Gene Ontology annotation, molecular function: hydrolase activity, acting on carbon-nitrogen (but not peptide) bonds. The transcript has a single exon. The record is from RefSeq and is a predicted model, not a curated record. NCBI's taxonomy places the organism in Eukaryota, Fungi, Ascomycota, Sordariomycetes, Hypocreales, Nectriaceae.
AUGUCUGAUACUUCAUCCCCAAGCUUCAUCUGCAUCAAGAACGCGACGGUCUUGACAAUGGACCCACAGAAUGGUACCCUUGCAAAGUCCGACAUUCUCAUCCAAGGUGACCGAAUCGUUGCGAUUGGACAGGCCCUUCCAAACCCCCCCGAAAGCAAUGUCACCAUUAUCGAUGGGCAAGGAUGCAUCGUUACCCCUGGCUUUGUCGAUGGUCACCAUCAUAUGUGGCAGCAACUUUUGCGGGGUGUUGCGACAGACUGGUCACUUUUUGACUACACUGUCAAUAUGCGGACUAUUUAUGGAAGCUUAUACACACCUGAAGAUGUCUACCUGUCUACUUAUGUCGCAGCACUGAGUCUGAUCAACAACGGUGUGACUUCAGUUCUCGAACACUGCCAUAUCAUCAAUUCGCCUGAUCAUGCUGACGCGGCUGUAAAGGCACUUCAAGAUGCUGGGAUCCGGGGAACGUUCUGUUAUGGAUUCUAUGCCAACCCACCUUUGCCUGAUCAACCUGAUCCAGAAGGCUUCUCCCAUGCAUCACGGCUGAGCGAUGCUGCCAGGAUAAGAGACAAGUUCUUUGGUCAAAAUGAUCCAGUCGAGCAACUUCUCACGUUUGGCGUAGCUCCAGAUGAGCCAGAAUCUCUGUCCAUCGAAGAGACCAUUGCGCAGAUCAAGCAGUCGAGAAAGCUCGGAGCACGUAUAAUCACCAUGCAUGUCGCGAUGGGGCCCUAUGACUUGGCACGACGUCAAGUUGUGCAGAAUCUCGCAAAUGAGGGUAUCAUGGGUCCAGACCUCGUAUUCAGCCAUGGCUCAUCCUUCACCGAGAGUGAGCUUCUGGUAAUCAAGGAUUCGGGUGCUUCCAUCGUCGGCACGCCAGAUACAGAGUUGCAAAUGGGUAUGGGAUUUCCUAUUGUCUUCCAAGCUUCUGAUCGAGGAUGUCGCACAUGUUUAGGUAUAGAUAUUACUUCCAACCAGGGAAAUGACUUCAUCGCGCAGAUGCGGCUCGCAUUACAAGGUCGUCGAGCCCAGGAAAACGAACAAGGGUUUCCACUUUCCAUCAAACGCAAGACGGCAGACGUUCUUCGAAUGGGAACUUUGGGAGGUGCAGAGGUCAUGAGAAUGGAAGAUCUCAUCGGCUCCAUUACCGUUAGGAAGAAAGCAGAUCUUGUCCUCAUCCGCAGUGAUGAUAUUGAGAAUAUUCCUGCUGGCGACCCAAUUGGUUCAGUGGUGUUUCAUUCUUCAGUGAAAGACAUUGAUACUGUUAUCAUUGAUGGCAAGAUCAAGAAGCAGAACGGAAAGUUAGUCGCUGAUUGGGAGAGGCUGAAAGAGGAUGUCAUUCUUCGUGCAGACCGUAUCAAGAGGGAGGCUGCUAAGACUGAUCUGACAGCAGCUAGGAAACUUUGGAUGGAUAUCUUCCACGUUAAAGACAUACCCGAAUGA